Charadrius vociferus (killdeer) is the source of this 2512-nucleotide messenger RNA. RefSeq names its product retinal guanylyl cyclase 2-like. The transcript has 7 exons. The annotation marks the transcript as partial. The record is from RefSeq and is a predicted model, not a curated record. NCBI's taxonomy places the organism in Eukaryota, Metazoa, Chordata, Aves, Charadriiformes, Charadriidae. Gene Ontology annotation, molecular function: peptide receptor activity; guanylate cyclase activity. Gene Ontology annotation, biological process: cGMP biosynthetic process; receptor guanylyl cyclase signaling pathway.
CAUCUCCCACGGUGGUGGCAUCUCCCAUGGCGGUGGCAUCUCCCAUGACAGCUUCUCCCACGGUGGUGGCAACUCCCACGGUGGUGGCAUCUCCCAUGAUAGCGUCUUCUGUCACUGUGGCAUCUUCCACAAUCACGGCAUCUCCUGUGACAACAUCUUCCCUGAUGGUGGCACCUCCCUCAAUGCCGUCUCCCAGGCUGGUGGCAUCUCCCACACCGGCAGCACAUCCCAUGGUGGUGGCAUCUCCCAGAAUAGUGACAUCUUCCACAGUGGUGACAUUUCCCACGGUUGUGGCAUCUCCCACGCCUGUGGUGUCACCCAAACCAGUGGCGUCUCCCAUGAUGGCAACUCUCACAGUGGCGUCUUUGGUGGUGGCACCUCCCACGAUGGCAUCUCCCAUGAUGACAACUGCCACGGUGGUGGCAACUCCCAUGGUGACGUCUCCCAUGGUGGUAGCACCUCCCAUGGUGGUGGCAAGUCCCACAGCUGUGGUGUCACCCAAAGCAGUGGCACCUUCCGCGAUGGCAUCUCCCACGAUGGCAACUCUUACAGUGGCGUCUUUGGUGGUGGCACCUCCCACGAUGGCAUCUCCCAUGAUGACAACUCCCACGGUGACAGCGUCUCCCGCGGUGGCAACUCCCACGGUGGUGGCACCUCCCAAACCGUCCCCUCCCGCCACGGUGCCAUCUCCACCAGCUUCCUCCUCCGCCUCUCCCACCACCCCCGGUGGCCUCCCCACCUCCUCCUUCUUCUCCUCCUCCUCCUCCUCCACCCACCCCCGACCUGGGGGGCCACCUUCAAGGUGGGGGUGAUGGGUCCUUGGACCUGUGACCCCCUCCUGGCCCGGGCUUUGCCCGAGGUGGCCUCUCGUUUGGCCGUGGCCCGUCUCAACCGCGACCCAACCCUCAACGAAGGCUACUGGUGGGACGCGGUGGUGUUGGCCGAAGCGUGUCGAACCCCCCAGGCCGUGACGGGGCUACUCAACGUCGAACGUUACGCCACCGGGCUGGUGGGACCCCUCAACCCGGCCACUUGUGGAGCCGCCGGGCUCUUGGCCACCGCCUGGAACAAGCCCUUGGUCUCCUGGGCUUGUUUGGGUGACGUGGAGGGGUUGGACACUUUGGUCACCCCUAUGCCGGAGCCCGCCGGGGUGCUCCACGCCGUCCUCCGUUUCUUCCGUUGGGCCCACGUGGCCGUACUCUCCGCCCCACAGGACCUGUGGCGCGAGGUGGGGCAGGGCUUGGCCCAGGACCUCCGGGCUCGGGGGCUGCCCGUCGGCUGAGGAGCUCCAGGAGGCACGGGGUGGUGGAGGCGGAUGGGCUGUCCCCACCGUGACUCGCUUGUCUUCUCCUCACCAGUGGUGGUGAUGUGCAUGCACUCGGUGCUGCUGGGCGGUGAGGAGCAGCGGGUGCUCCUGGAGAAGGCCGAGGACAUGGGCAUGACCGACGGCACCUACGUCUUCAUCCCCUACGACGCCCUCACCUUCCCCCUGCCCUACCACCGCGUGCCCUACCCCGUCUUGGCCAACAACACCAAACUGCGCCUGGCCUACGACGCUGUCCUCACUGUCACCAUCGACUCACCCGACGUCACCUUCCACGAGGCCCUGCACCAGGCCAAGGAGGCCUACGAGAUCCCCGCGCACGUCGACCCCACCCAGGUCCACCCCCUCUUCGCCACCAUCUACAACUCCAUCCACUUCUUGGCCAAAGCGGUGGAGGCCACCAGACGAACGGGCCGUUGGGUGAUGGGCACCAGCGUGGCCGAACACGCCCGCGACUUCCAACUGGAGGGUUUCUGCCAGUCCUUCUCCGUCACCGAGGAGGGGGACGUCAGCGUCCCCUACGUGGUGUUGGACACGGAUGGCAAAGGCGACCAGUUGUGGCCAGUAUACGGACUGGAACCGGGGACGCGGGGAUUGAGCUACCGGGGCUACAGCGUCCACUGGCCCCACAGCUCCAGCCCCGGCACCGACGCCGGCUGCUGGUUUGAGUCGGGAUCCAUCUGCAACGGGGGGGUAGACGCCACCUUCGUCCUCCUCAUGUUUGUCCUCAUCUCCGCCCUCAUCGCGGCAGGGGCCGCCCUCGCCUGCUUCAUCAGGCGUCGCAUCCAGCAGGCCCAGCUGAUGAAGGGACCCAAUAAGAUCAUCCUCACCAUGGAGGACCUGACCUUCAUCAACACCCAGAGCAGCAAAAGGCCUCAGGGUGACUGGGUCUGGCUGAAGAAGUUCCCCGGUGACCAGCACGGUGAGGUCAAACCGGCCACCAAGCUGGCCUUCUGCAAGUUGCGUGACCUGCGCCACGAAAACGUCAACCUCUUCUUGGGCUUCUUCCACGACUGCGGCAUCUUCGCCAUCGUCUCGGAGCACUGCUCCCGCGGCAGCCUGGAGGACCUGCUGCGCAACGAGGACAUGAAGCUCGACUGGAUGUUCAAGUCCUCUCUCCUCAUCGACCUCAUCAAGGUGAAAACCGAGAGGGGACGGGGUGGGGGGGACACGCGGUGGGGACCGUGA